GUGAUUAAUAUCUUGCUUGUGCUGGCUAAUAUUGUUUAAAGUGUAAAACAUGGAUCCAAGUUUAAGAAAUGUAAUGUUGUUGAGUGUGGGAUUUCUUUUACUGCUUACUGGUACACAAACAAUGCUAAGUAUUCAAAAAACGAUUAUUGAUAGUAUAAAGAAAGACGAUCCAUCUUUUGAAGAAAAUGGAUAUUACAGUCAAGCUAUAAACGGCGGAUUCUCUGCGGUAUUUAACUGGAUAGUUCCAUCAGUCAUCAACGCUUUCGGAUCCAAAGUAGCUAUGGUUUUGGGUGCACUUUUAUGUAUUUUAUUUAUAUUACAAUUCAUGCUAGAAAAAGUUUGGAUUUUGUAUACUGCAUGUGGUUUUUCAGGAUUGGGUUUGGCCUUAUUAUGGGUAGCGGAAGGUAACUACUUGGCGCUUAAUUCCACGGAGACAACCAUUAGCAGAAAUACUGGAAUAUUUACAAUAAUAGCAAGUUGCAAUAUGAUUAUUGGAAACAUAAUUGUUUUAGUUGGAUUUAGUGGAAGAGAAGACAUACACAAAGCAACGCGAACGCUGGUUUUAACUACAUUAGCAGGAGUAUGUACAGUUGCAAUGAUCUUAUUUGUUUUUCUUCCUAAACAUAAAAAGGAAGAAAAAAGCAAUGAAGUUAACGCAGUUGGAGCAUUGGAAACUUUUAUAAAAUCAGUUAAAUUAUUUUGUACAAAAAAUAUGUUAUUGCUAAGUUUUACUUUUGUAUAUGCGGGGCUAGAGUUGGGAUUUUUCAGUGGAAUUUACUCUUCCUCCAUUGGUUUUACAAAAGAAAUACAUAAUCGUAAGCAGCUAGUCGGCAUGUCCGGUAUAUUUGUAGGAAUUGGGGAAGUAUUUGGAGGAAGUGUGAUAAGUAUUUUUGGUAAAAAAGUCUCUGAUUUGGGUCGAAGUGUUUUAAUAGGAGUAGCAUGUUUCGUGCACAGCUUAAGUUUUAUAUUAAUUUUUAUUAAUCUACCCGAUAAUUCUCCUUUUGGUGAUACUGAUGAAUCUGCUAUUAUUCAAAGUAGUACAGUGCUUGCAAUGUUUUGUUCGUUUCUUUUAGGUCUUGGAGAUUGUAUAUACAUAAACGUUAUAUUUAGUUUAAUUGGUACAGUUUAUUCUAAAGAAGCUCCCUCAGCCUUUGCCAUUUUUCAAUUCCUUUUAGCAGUUGGAUUGGUAAUUAAUUUUGUCACAGCUGAGCUGUUAGGCCUUUAUUACAAACUUGCUAUGCUAUUUGGAUUAGGAGUACUAAACACUGUGUGUUUCAUAAUAGUCGAUUCUUCUUGGAAACGUACGCUGUCGGAAAAUAAAGACAAAAAAGAAAUUUCGUAAUGAUUUUUUUAACUUUAAAAGAGAAGAAACGAUUACUUGGUAUAGAGGAAUAGAGGAAAAUAUUAUAGCAUUUUUCAUAUAAAAGUGCUUGCACGUCAUUCAAGAUUUACGACGUCAGAACCCCACAGAAUUGCUAAAACUUCAAAAUAGUUAGUAAGUAAGGAAUUUUUAAAAUGUCAACUGUUUGUCAAAUAUUUUAAUUAAUGAAUGAAUGAAAUGAGGUUGAAUGCUCGAAUAAAUGAACUUUGAAAAUAAGGCUAUUAUCGAGCACAAGUUAAAUAAAUCAAGCCCAAGUACUUUCGCUUAGUUUUAUGUACUUUCACUUAGUUUUAAGACUACUGCAACACACUAAAAUACAAAAGAAAACAUUUUAUUACAAAAUUAUAUAUUCUAAAUUUUAAACUUUUCUUGUUCAAAAUAAUCUUAUAUGAAAGCUUAUCGGCUUUCUACACACUAUUAGUUAUAGUUAUAGUUUUUAAAGCUAUUAAUCUAAAUUUAAUAUGUAUUUAUAAAUACGAUUUAUUAAUAUAUAUAUAUAUAUAUAUAUAU
This is a messenger RNA of Diabrotica balteata, 1891 nucleotides long. Lineage: Eukaryota; Metazoa; Arthropoda; Insecta; Coleoptera; Chrysomelidae. The record is from the annotation of a GenBank genome assembly.